Messenger RNA from Pomacea canaliculata, 5503 nucleotides. RefSeq lists its product as uncharacterized. Gene Ontology annotation, biological process: intracellular signal transduction. Bases 1420 to 3618 code for a protein of 732 amino acids. Gene Ontology annotation, molecular function: protein binding. The transcript is spliced from 4 exons. Lineage: Eukaryota; Metazoa; Mollusca; Gastropoda; Architaenioglossa; Ampullariidae. The record is from RefSeq and is a predicted model, not a curated record.
CACUAAAGGUCAAGGCUGUGGAGUAGACAGAACUCCGAUGACACAAACACAGUUUAUACGACAUAGAGAUCCAAAUCGCACAAACUGUUCACCGGCAGCAAUGUUUCAAGCAGGUUAUGUACAAAAUAUUGUUUUCUCGUGUACAUGCCGCGUUAUCGAGAGUAGACAACCGGGAGAAGGAAUUGUCGACUUUACGACUGACUUUUGUAUGAAUUCUAGGGUUAGUUCCUUUUGAAGUAACGGUAUGAGAGGAGCAUUCGCUGCACUGCAUGAUGUCAAACAUUUACGAUCAAAGCUGCGUAGUUUCAUUAAACACGUAGUUUGUGUUUUUAAUUAAAGUCAUCUGUUCCCUUCACAAAUCAAGGGAGAUCAACAGAUGGUUGACCCUCGUUGACUGACAGAAACGAAAACAGAAAAUGUUUUGGCGAGAGAUUUGUGACCAGUAAUGUAAAAUUAAUUUCCUCUAGUAGAUGAAUGUUCAGUGCAAGUUUAUCACAAUUACAAAUAAAUGAAUUUGAACCGAAAAGCUCCACAAAUCUUCCUGGGAAUCUCUGUGGCUUUCAAUUAAUUGUUCCUCAAAACCUCCCUAUUUUAUUUUUAAAAUCGGGGCUUCAAACAUUUCUAAUUUCGUGUGUGGUAAGACCAGUGCUCUGGACUUCAUUUUUUUUUUUUUUACCAACUAUACCAGUCAUUUUUUGUAGCAUGUAUGCCCCCCCUGAAUGCCGAAUUUUCACACCUUAUGCUACUGGGCUAAAAUCUUACAAUGCAGAAAGCAAAGUGGUAUUCACUGAUGAGGUUGCUCCUAAAUACAACUAAGAAGCACAGGUAACUUCAUCGCACUUUGCAAGCUCAUAUCCAGUCAACUUUUAAAAAUAGGGGUUUUUUUUACUAUGCAGGAAUUGUGAUUAUGUAGCUAACCUCAUACAAAUUAACGUGCAGGUGAAAAAAUAAAAGGUUAAAACUGUGAUAUGUUAGUUCAUAUCAAGGCUAUGAUGAGCCAGAAAAUUUGUUUAAUAUAUGUAAGUGUUGUCAUAUCAUCUGUUUUAUUCAUUAGGAAACUCUGGUCAAUCAACAGCUGGUGAUGAAUGAAGCCUUAGCUGCUUAUCUGACACAAGUGAAUAAUGAGAGAAGAAUAGCAUGCUGCUUAAGCCUGAAAGGCUGGUGGUGUUUACAUGUGGCUUUAGAGGUGUGGAUCUACAUAGGUAGAUGCAAAGCAAAACAUAUUUUACACAGCUUCCAAACUUACAAAUAGGUUAAAGAUGGCCUUCCAUUAAAUUGAAGAACUGGCAAAAUGCAUGAAUAGCAUGUCUUAGUCCGACAUUGGCAAAAUUGAUUCACAAGUAUUUUAUCACAGACGUAUCUGGCUAAAUGCGUGGCACCAGAUAAUUGUACGUCAUCAGGAAUCUAAAAAUUUCCAAAAUGGAAUUCUUGCUGAAGGUCACCUACAGUUAUGCCUACUCUAUUUUCCAGUACUUUCGUGCAAUGUGGCCACUGUCACUAAUCUAUCAUGACACCCUACACCAUCCUUCCCAGCAAACAAGGAGGUCUUUGCUAAAUCUAAUCCAUAUGCUAAAGCAAGGUGAUGGGGAUGAUGGAGCAAUGUUAGAGCGGUUGAAAUUGUUACCUGAAAAGGAAAACUUGCUGGAAGUUGAUGAUGAGCAGGGUUAUGAUAUUCUGCAGAGUGCCAUCAUAGCUGACAGGAAAGUUGUUGUGUUGUGGUUACUUUCUCAUGGAUGUCAGGUAAACCACUAUAGCUGCAGUCCACCACUUCACUUGGCUUGCCACCUGGGGAAACUAGCAAUUGUUUCUGUACUGCUGUCUUGGGGAGCAGACCCUGAGACCAGGUGUGGUAUGUGCUUUCCAGAACCUCACAGAGCAGUUGACUUUCAGCCUUCAUUCCUAGGCCUUUCAAAGUAUCCAGUGUACCUGUGUUGCUCUCAUAAAGUGACACCAAUGGAGUGUGCUAUUAAGCAAGGGCAUUUGCACUGUGUCAGAGAAUUGACAGCUAGCUUCAAAACCAGAGUUCUAACAUUUAAUCCAUUGACUUACCUUCAGUUAGCUUGCAAAGAAGGAAUGGUAGAAUGCAUCAAUUUCUUUGCCUCAAGCUUCCCUGAGUGCAUUAAUCAGUAUGGUAGUGACGGUGACACGCCACUGCUAAGUGCAGUGCCAUGGGGAGAGCAAUGUGUACGUAUUCUUGUGGAACUAGGAGCUGAUGUUCGUUUGUUGUCACGUGGUAUUGGAGAAAAUGCUCUACAUCGCCUGUAUCGCAUGAACAUUGAUGGCCUCUUUUCCAUCUAUGACACCACACGCUAUCUUCUAACAACAGGCAUUGAGCAGGAUAUCAAUGCCAUGACAGAUCUUGAGGAGACUGCCUUACACAUGCUUGUUUCUCAUAUUUCAUAUGCUGGAGGGAAUUAUGUACACCCAGACCGCCAGGUGUCAAGGGCAGCUUUACAAAAAGACUAUCAGUGCCAGGUUCUGUUGGCCCUGAAAGCUGUGUUGCAGUUCAAUGCUGAUCCUUUGCUGUUGAAUGGGCCUGGUCUUCAGCCGCUAAGUCGUAUGCUGCACAUUGCCUUUAAAGUUUGCCAAACAGACAAUCCCUGUUAUUGCGUCCGGACUUCUCAGCCAGACUUGUUCAUUGUAGAGUAUCAGAAUGACUACAGUUCCCUUCAACAAGCCAUAGAUAUCUUGCUGUCUUAUGGGGCUGCUCCAAACUUCCAGUGUGAUGAAGGACACACGCCCCUAAAUCUUCUUCUGAACUGUUUUCUUUAUGACGACCCACAAAACCUUGUGGCUCAGGCACAAGCUGCUCUGCUGGCAGUCAGAUCACUUGUCAGUGGCGGAGCCAGCAUAGAGGUUGCUGAUGGAAACCAGGGUAGAGCAAGUAUUCUGACAGCCAUGAUAUGUGGCCGGUGUUUCUCUAGUGAACUUAGAGGGAAGAGAACAUUGCAGAAUGAGCUGAUCACAUUCACAGAACAACUUCUAGGCCUGCUCUUGUCACUGGGUCUUAACCCUAACCAUACUACCAAUCGCACCACCCCUUUCAUGCGUGGUGGGAGUGGAAAUGCAUUGAUUGAGUUUGUGCGCUUGGCAGAUAAAGCAGUGUGUCAGCAGGAGUUUGAAGCAGUCAAGAGCUGGGUAAGGACACUUUUACAAUGGGGAGCUAACCCAGACAUUGAGCCUUACCCCUCGGAACCUAUCAUCUGUCAUUCUCAAAGCUCAAUCUUCUUGAAGAAGCAAGGGACACAAGCUGUGGCUCAUUAUCUGUGUCAGGCAAACGACCGGCAGGUAGUAGCUGAUGACAACCCGCAAGACAUUAGUGUAGGCAUGCUGGGGAUACUGGAGUUAUUUUAUAACAGCAUGGACCAUAAACUGUUAUACCAGAGUCUAACAGCAGGACAUUCCUUUGCACGAUAUCACUCAACUCACUCUGUCUUCAGCGGCUCACAGAAUGAUCAAUUUCUCUCUGCUGUUCACAUGUUGGCAGAGUCACCUCGCUCACUGAAGCAGAUGGCGCGGGUGACGGUGUAUAAGGCUCUAAAUAGACAACUGGCUAGGCGAGUUCCAAGACUUCCUCUUCCAGGGGCUCUUAAACAGUAUUUACUGCAGUUAACAUAGUAUAUCUACUUCUCAGUUUUCUUUGAGAAGCAAGCUGUAUGCCAGACAAACAGUUGUCACAUGGGCAACACACCAGUAACUGGUUGAAAGUAAUGCUUGUUUACUUCAAUGUGUUUGUAUACUGUUCAGAGCAAGGUUACAGAACAAGCAAAAGAAAGACACUUUUGUGUUAAUUUUAUAAAGUAAACUUAAUUUUAUAAGCUAGUCCAGUAGCAGAUGAUCUAAAUCAGUGGUUCUCAAAGUAUUAUGGACUGCGGACCACUUUACCAAAGUAAAAUAAUACGGCGGACCACCAAGGCCUAAAAUCACUCUGUACCGUGAAUCUCAAAUUUAACUUGCCGCAUUUGUUUCAUUACAAUUCAAAACAAAAUGUACUUUUGUGACAGUAGUAUAGAAAUAAAUUUACAUAAAAGUACUUCGCAAAGUACACAUAAUUAAAAAUAAGGAAGUGCACUGCAUUACUAAGGGUAAUGGAUGAUGCAAUGCUUGCACUGUGACAUAAAGACUUGGUAAGCAAGUGUUUUAUGCCAACGAGCAGUUGGGAUCAAUAACAUUAAAACUUUUAAAUCAAUACUGGACUAAUUAGUGUAUCUGGCGGCCCCAUGCUCAUAGAGGAGUAACGAGGAUUAAACUAACUAGUGAACUUUCAAAUGAAAAUGUGGGAUAUGACCCCAAAAACAAAGGGGGUGAAGGUCUGAAAGAAUUUCUUGCUUCCAGGCAGUGCUGCAUGCCUUCUCUCUUUAAGGUUCAGAUUUAUAAAAUAUGUUCUCAGGAACAUGUUUACAAUGAAAAAAUCAGAUUUUCCUCAAUUUACUUCCUCUAAGACGUUACCCUUGCCUCCUGCUCCUGCCAUUUCUGCCUGUGGAAAUACUACCUAGUAAUCUAGGUUAUUGGCUUAUAGUGCAGGUGUUGUUUACAGUCAUAAAGUUCAGUCAGCAAGAAUAUACAUCCUUUUCACUCUCCAUUGUACAUAAUAAGUAAACUAUAUAACAGAUAUUAGUGUGAACACAUAAAUAGUGCAGCUCAGUUCUUCUUUCAAAUGAUUCAUUGUCCUGCAUACGAAAGGCAGUUUUUUUCAGGGCUGCAUUGAUUAUCAUGGCAAAUUGUCAGCUAUAAAUUUCAAUACAAAGUAUUGAUCAUAAUAAAAAGAAAGCAACUAUCACUAAAAUAAUCUACAAAAAGCAUGAAUCCAUUUUUUUCAUCUUUUUUGCUACUUGUACCAUACUUAGAAAAACAAAUAGCAAUUUAUUUUUAAACAAUAUUUAAAUGACUGUUUACUAAAGGCAUGUGAUUAACACAAGCCAAGGCAGGCAUAUUAUUUGUAUCACAAUAGAUACAAAGUUUCAUUUCUUUAUAUAGUAAAGUGUUUGACCUGCCACAAAUAAUGAGAUUCAAACUUUGACAAUAUGUAUGGAGUGACUGAAAAUCUGUGGUGAUAAUGGCCAUAAUGCAAGUGACAUUCAACAAUAACUAUAAUAUUAAUAUUACAUUCUAGCUAAAGCAGACAUUUGCAGUUGCAAACAAGAGCAUCACAAUGGAGACAGUUUUGUACACUGGGUGCACAACUGACAAGAAAUAAUGUGGCCACAAGGCAUAAAGAUGACCCUCACUUUAUGCUAAUGGCAUAUUUGACAUGUUUGACGGUCUUGUAAACAUUCAUUUUCUUGCAGAAGACUUUGGCAUCUGUUCUGUGUCCAGAUGAGCACCUGAUGCAACAUGAAAAAGUGAUAACUGUGUUAAGUACGAGUUUAGUCUGUUAAUGCUUUUAAAAUGCUGCCAAGAAGGUUUUAAACUAUCACUCUUUGUCCUGUGAAUAAACAUUGUAUGUUAAUAUUUUUAUCCCAUGAAAACCAUUCUGUACUAAAUAAAUAUUUGUGUUUAGGUU